UCGUCUAUUGGACCAGACGCGGAGUGGGCGCAUGCAGGACGCGCCUACCGAAGCUUAAAGCUUUUUUUCCGGGGCAGGAGACGUGAGGUUCCAAGACACCUGUCAGGAGGACUAUACAUCCAAACUCUAUAUGUGAGGCAACCGGAGGCUGAGUGUUUGGCCAUGGACGCGCUGUUAUCGUUAUUAUAGCCUCUCGGUGACCAAGGAGCGUAAAGUUAUUCUGCUGCGUUCUUGUUUUUCUUUGUGUUAUUCCUGUUCUUCUUUUCAAGCCGCAUGAGUUCACCGCUGUUUUUAGGUCAGCUGCUCGGGGUUCCAUUAGAAAUAAUGCACCCCACCAUGGAGAAAGACACGACUUACACCAAGAUUUUUGUCGGCGGGUUGCCGUAUCACACCAACGACGCUUCACUUCGGAAAUAUUUCGAGACUUUCGGAGACAUCGACGAGGCGGUGGUAAUCACAGACAAACAGACGGGCAAGUCCAGAGGAUAUGGCUUUGUGACCAUGGUGGACAGAGGGGCAGCAGAGCGGGCGUGCAAAGACGCAAACCCCAUCAUCGACGGCAGGAAGGCCAACGUGAACCUGGCCUACCUGGGAGCGAAGCCUCGCAGCUCGCAGACAAGUCUCUCUGUUGGAGUUCAGCAAGUCCAUCCUACGUGGGCUCAGAGGCAAUAUGGGCUCGCCCAACAGUAUGUCUACCCUCAGGCGUUCCUUCAGCCCAGCCUGGUGCUGCAGUCCCAGCUCAGCCCCACAGCAGCAGCACUCACCUCCCCUUACCUGGAUUACAGCUCCGCCUACAGCCACUACGCCCCCACAGGACUGGAGCAGUACCCCUACACCCCUUCACCAUCGCCCUCUGCUGGCUACCUCAGCUACAGCUUCUCCCCCGGCACUCCAGCGCCUGCUCUCACCGCAUCCCCGACCCCACCGGCUGCCGUCCAUCCUCCUCUGGCUGCACUCACCACUAUGUCUGCCGCCCCACAGGCUUUCCUCCACUAUCCUCUGCACCAGCCCGACCGCAUGCAGUGAGCAGCUCUGAGUGGAGCUGGAGCUGCCGAACUAAUGCUUUCAAAACAGCGUGACUGUUGACCUGUGACAUCAUCAGGAUGAGACUGGAUAACCAGGAAGAGAGUGUGAUGUAAUCAAAAGGGCUUUCAGAAAGCACUCUUGUUCCUGUUUUUUUUUUUUUUUUACAUAUAUAUAUUAUUGUUGUGAUAGUUAAUAAAAAUGUUCUAUUGCUACAGUCAUCAGCAUACGAUCUGAAUGUUUUUCAUAAGUGGCAGAAAUCAGGGACUGGAAUGAGACGACUGGUAAUCCUCUGGAUGUUUCUCUCUUACCCCUUACCCCUCAGUGCUGAGGUUGGACGCAGGCUGACUGCUGGAGAGCGGAUUAGUAAAGACAAUGAGAAAUAUGUCUGUUUGACAUGAUGCUGCGGCUGCAGUUUCUCCAAAGGUACUGAGCUGAAUGCUGGAUAUUAGCCAAGCUGAGAGCCAGUUCCUCUUUGAGAAACGCAGGUCCAAUUACCUCCUCUUCAAGGUGUCUAUGGCCUUAGAGAUCUCUCUCUCUCUGUACCUGGUUCAGUUUGUGUUUGUCAUUUUUAUUAGUCUCUGAUCUCAAAUGAACAAAAUGUUUAUUGAACCCCACCUUUGUUCCUUUUAUCUACCGCUGGCAAGUCAUUACACAGUGAUAAUCACAAUUUAACAGAAUAUGCAAUAAUGAUGAUAAAGGAAGAGCAUGAAUAAGGUAGACAACACUGGUAUUUUGUUUUUGUAUUGCUACUGCUAGAACAUUACUCAGAGAAAGACUUUAACACUUAAAACACAAUAGUGACCACAUGAAAUUCCUGCAGCCGCUUAUUAUUAUUAUUAUUAUUAUUAUUAUUAUGUUUAACCUGUAACUUCUCUGGAUUUGGUCUUUGGGGGACUGUUUGGUUUUAUGAUACUUAAAUUACAAAGUUGUCAAUACAUAUCAAGUAAAUGUGUUUGGAUGUAGGUGUCAAGAUGUAUGUUGUUACUGAAUAUGUGUGAGUGUAUUUGGUUCUGUUUCUGUGUGUGUGUGCGUGUCUGUGUUUCAUGUUCUUAUAUCCCGGUGGGCACUUUAACCUGAAUGCACACUAACCCAUGGGGACUUGUGUCACCGUGGGGACAAAAAUGCUUUUUGAGGGUUAAGACUUGGUUUUAGGGCCCAGGUCACAGUUAGGUUAAGGUUAGGCAUUUAGUUGUGAUGGUUAAGGUUAGGGUAAGGGGCUAGGGAAAGCAUUAUGUGAAUGACUGUCCCCCACGGAGAUAGUGAAACAAGCAUCUGUGUGUGUGUGUGUGUGUGUGUGUGUGAGAGAGUGAAUGAGUGAGUGAGAGUAGAGCGAUGCAGUAUAGGCCAGUGUCAGGACCGAGCUCCUUUUCCAGCCCAUUGUACUGGUCAGAGUUGUUUCUUUGUGUUUGUUUUUCCCAGCUGCAGAAUACAGACAGAUGCUUCAGCGUUGAUACUGGAGUUGUGACACCACCUUAGUAGUCAUAAAGCAAGCCAUACAUCACAAUUAAAACAAAUAUGCAAAAUAAAAUGAAUAUUUCUAAAUAAGA
Molecule: messenger RNA, 2573 nt
Organism: Siniperca chuatsi (mandarin fish)
Lineage: Eukaryota; Metazoa; Chordata; Actinopteri; Centrarchiformes; Sinipercidae
Gene: rbm38
Product: RNA binding motif protein 38
Exons: 4
Coding region: 274-1026 (250 amino acids)
Cellular component (GO): cytosol
Molecular function (GO): RNA binding
Source: RefSeq, a predicted model, not a curated record